This is a messenger RNA of Galendromus occidentalis (western predatory mite), 1101 nucleotides long. RefSeq names its product golgi SNAP receptor complex member Gos28 (gene Gos28). Gene Ontology annotation, biological process: inter-Golgi cisterna vesicle-mediated transport; endoplasmic reticulum to Golgi vesicle-mediated transport; vesicle fusion. The transcript is spliced from 7 exons. The record is from RefSeq and is a predicted model, not a curated record. Lineage: Eukaryota; Metazoa; Arthropoda; Arachnida; Mesostigmata; Phytoseiidae. Gene Ontology annotation, molecular function: SNAP receptor activity. Gene Ontology annotation, cellular component: Golgi membrane; Golgi medial cisterna; SNARE complex. The coding region runs from base 152 to 853 and encodes 233 amino acids.
GGAGUGAGCGACUACUUAGACACAGACACCGGACCAAAAGUUCUCCUGGUGCCGUGUCGAGCGGAGGAAUUCUUAUGCCGCUCCACAGUGCGGCGAAUUCCGACUUGGUGUGAUCUGUUGAAUUUAUCGAGUUGUACGCGCAGCUUUAAAUAUGUUAGGCUGGGAAGAGCUCCGCAAACAAGCGCGUCACCUGGAGAACGAAAUCGAUCUCAAGCUUGUCUCCUUCAGUAAAGUGGGCACCUCGCUCGGUUCCCGAGAUUUCACGCACGAAAACAGUGACACGGUCCCGUUAUUGAGCAGCUCCGCAUCGGGACAUGUGGUUGAUUCCAUGACGGAAGAAAUCGAGCACCUCCUCGGUUUGCUGCAGCAAGUCAACGAUGAAAUGAUUCAGAGCGACGGCGGUGGUGCCUCACGCCAACACACACUGCAGAGACAUCGAGAUAUCUUGAAAGAUUACACCGCAGAGUUCAGCAAAACACGAAAUAAUAUCGAAAGCCGGCGACAACGCGAUGAGCUUCUCGGCGGCUCCACGCGAGCUGCUGGUGACAACUUAAAUAAGAGCAGCCUCAACAGACGAUCCGACAUGUUCCUUAAAGAGCACGAUCACAUACAGAAUUCCGAACGUUUAAUCGGCGAUCAGAUAAAUAUUGCGAUCCGGACCCGGGAAGAACUCCGCAAUCAGCGUACAACUCUGAAAGCUAUACAGACCCGCAUGACGACCUUGGCGAAUAGAUUUCCCAUGCUGAACUCAUUGCUCCAGCGGAUACACAUACGGAAGCGACGCGACUCGAUCAUCUUGGGAGUCAUUAUCGGGAUAUGUACCCUACUCUUAAUUCUCUAUGCCUCGCGUUGAGAGCUCGCAAGCUCAAUUUCACUGGACGUCCUAUCGAUCCCUCCACGGUGUGCUCUCCGGGGGUCCUAUCAAGGCAGACUCCGAGCCCACAGCUGUGCCGCGAAUCAUUGACCAAUACCGUUAAAACCUCCGUCAAGGAGGAUAUUGUUAUGAAAACGAGAGAGGGUAGCGAGGGUCGGGGAGGAACUGUGAGCGGAGAUCUUCGUCUUCGCCCGCGAAGGCGACAAUAAAGCAAACUUCUAUCUUUU